AUGAGCGACUCCGACGUGCCGCGUGCGCACCGCCACCGAAGCGCACGAGGCGAAUCAUCCAGGAGAGACAGGCCGCGGAAGAAAGAAUCGCGGACGCGGAGAGGCGCCAGCAGCGCAGAUGAAGGCAGAGCCGACAGGCGCAGCAGGUCACAGUCACAGUCGCUUUCCGCAGGGGCGCUGGCGCAACUGAACCAGGAUAAUGUGAGGCAGCAGAGACAUGCUGAUCGCGAGCGGAGGAAACGGGAGCGAGAACGAGGGGAGGCGCAUGACGACAGAGCCCGGGAGCGCGCAGAGAGGCAGCAAAGGCGAGAGCGAGAACGCGAGCGCGAACGGCAGCGGGAGCGGCAGCGGGAGCGGGAAAGGACAAGAGCAAGAGAGAGAUCACCAAGUCCCGAUCCAGAGGUUGAGCCAAUCAUUGUGCCAAAGAAGUACCGUAAGCCGAGCAAGCAGAAAAAGUCCAGAGUUGUCAGCGGGGCGGCGAUGGAGGAAGGGAGGUCCAAGGGAUGGGGGUUCAGAAUAGGAGGCUUCUCGCGAGACGAUAGCUAUGACAGUUUGAGAAAGGAAGACAUGUAUAGCGAGCCGGCAAAGAAGAAGAAGAAGACGAAGAUGUCCAAGAGAAAGAAAUGGAUCAUUGGAGGCAUUUGUGCCCUUGUUCUCCUCAUCAUCAUUAUCGUGGCCGCGGUGCUGGGCUCAAAGCACAAAUCGGGCGGUGAUAGUAACGAUAGUUCGUCCUCUGGACCUCCCGCGAGCAACAGCGAUGUACCGACCAAGUGGAUAAAUACUUAUCUCGACCCUUCGACUUGGGCGAGCACGGAAGAUUUCAACACUACCUUCACCGACGAGAUGGUUGGAAACCUCCCCGUCAUGGGCCUUUACUCGAAAUGGGACGAUUCUGCCCAGGCGAACAGCAAUGUGCCUCCGUUGGAUAAGUCCUGGGGAGACUAUUCGAAAACGCCGGCCAGAGGUGUCAACUUGGGAGGGUGGCUAUCACUUGAGCCUUUCAUCACGCCAUCUCUCUUCAAUUACCCUCUCAGUUCUGGGGUUGUGGACGAGUGGACUCUAUGCGCACAUCUCGGGGCGCAGGCUGCAUCAACGCUUGAGAACCAUUACAACACCUUUGUUACUGAGAGCACGUUCAAAGACAUUGCCGACGCUGGGCUAGAUCAUGUCCGAAUUCCGUUCUCAUACUGGGCCGUCCAGGUCUAUGACGGCGACCAGUACGUCUAUCGAACUUCGUGGCGAUACCUCCUACGCGGCAUCGAAUGGGCCAGGAAAUACGGUCUACGAGUCAACCUCGACUUACACGGCCUACCGGGGAGCCAGAACGGAUGGAAUCACAGCGGGAGACAGGGCCCGAUCGGCUGGCUCAACGGCACCAACGGGGCACUAAACGCACAACGGUCUCUUGAUGUUCACAACAGCCUCUCUCAGUUCUUCUCCCAGAAGAGAUACCAGAACAUCAUCACACACUACGGCCUAGCUAACGAGCCUAAGAUGACCUUCCUUCAAGCCAGCGCUGUGGUCAACUGGACAGAAACGGCAUUCACCAUGGUUCGCAAAAACGGCUUCAAGGGGCUGGUCAUCUUUGGUGAUGGCUUCAUGGGCCUGAACAACUGGCAGGGACUCAUGCAGGGCUACGAUGGGCUGGUCCUCGACGUCCACCAGUACGUAAUUUUCAACCAGAACCAGAUCGACUUUACGCACCAAAAGAAGGUGCAGUAUGCGUGCCAGGGGUGGACAGAGCAGGCACUGCAGAGCCAGGACAAGAGCACAGGCUACGGGCCCACGCAAUUCGCCGAAUGGUCUCAAGCAGACACGGACUGUGCCAAGUUUGUGACAAACGUAGGCCAGGGCAACCGGUGGGAGGGCACGCUCAAUACGGGCAACGCCAGCACGUCGAUUCUGUCGCCAGACUGUCCUACCAAGAAUAGCCAAUGCUCGUGCGCCAACGCCAACGCGGAUCCUAGCAAAUGGAGCUCCGAGUACAAGAACUUCUUGUCCAUGUUUGCACAGGCGCAGAUGUACAGCUUCGAAAAGGGGCUCGGGUGGUGGUACUGGACGUGGAAGACGGAGAGCUCGCCGCAAUGGAGUUAUCAGGCUGGGAUGCAGGCGGGCGUGUUGCCGCAGAAGGCGUGGGAGCGGGAUUUCAACUGCGAUACAGACGUGCCGGACUUUGCGGCGAACGGAUUGCCAGAGUAUUAUUGA
Messenger RNA from Trichoderma virens Gv29-8, 2205 nucleotides. Its product is annotated as glycoside hydrolase family 5 protein. The coding region runs from base 1 to 2205 and encodes 734 amino acids. Lineage: Eukaryota; Fungi; Ascomycota; Sordariomycetes; Hypocreales; Hypocreaceae. Gene Ontology annotation, biological process: glucan catabolic process. The transcript has 2 exons. Gene Ontology annotation, cellular component: extracellular region; cell surface. The record is from RefSeq and is a predicted model, not a curated record. Gene Ontology annotation, molecular function: beta-glucosidase activity.